Messenger RNA from Ornithorhynchus anatinus (platypus), 489 nucleotides. RefSeq names its product cytochrome b-c1 complex subunit 8. NCBI's taxonomy places the organism in Eukaryota, Metazoa, Chordata, Mammalia, Monotremata, Ornithorhynchidae. Bases 117 to 365 code for a protein of 82 amino acids. The record is from RefSeq and is a predicted model, not a curated record. Gene Ontology annotation, biological process: mitochondrial electron transport, ubiquinol to cytochrome c. The transcript is spliced from 3 exons.
GGAGCCGGAAGUGGCUGUGCCGUGACCCCCCCCCCCCCCCCGGCGGCGCGGUUUCCCGGAUGUGAAAGGGCCCAGCUGGAGGGCGCCGUGACCUCUCCGCCGGAAAGUCAGUGAAGAUGGGUCGUGAGUUCGGAAACCUAAUAAAAGUGAGGCAUAUCAUUUCCUAUAGCCUGUCGCCAUUUGAGCAGAGGGCAUUCCCCAACUUCUUCAUCAAAGGCAUUCCGAAUGUCUUACGGCGAACGCGAGAGUCCAUCCUGAAGGUAGCCCCUCCAUUUGUAGCCUUUUAUAUGCUGUACACCUGGGGCAAUGAAGAAUUUGAAAAGUCCAAGAGGAAGAACCCCGCUGACUAUGAAAACGACAAGUGAUCAGCCCCGGCAAAGUAUAGGAGAAUGCCAGUCAGCCAUCUCCAGCUACCUGACUCCUGUUAGUGGAGAAGAAUGGGUGUCGUGCCAGCUCUAAGGCUCAAUAAACUUCACAGUUCAUGAACGA